AUGGAAGAAAACAAAUCCGAGGUUCAAGAAAGUCUAGGUGGAAUAAGUUACAAGGAAAUGGAGGAAAAUAUGGGUACACCCGAUGUUCACAGCGUGGGAGUGAAAAUUGAGAGGGCUAGAGAGAUUUACAAAGCAUAUGCUGGGGUUGAAGAAAAACCCGCAAAAAGUGAAGUUUUGGGAUGGUAUUUUUAUGGACUUUGUUCCUACUUUGUUCACACAGUUCUAAUUCCUAUUGUGUUCCCUCUGAUCAUCAGCCAGACGGUGUCCGACCCACCGGAGCCGCCGCAAGGGUGGUCGAAGAAUUACAUGGGCUUGAAGUGCAAGCAGAACCAAACACGACUGUAUGAAGGCCUAAUACACAGAUCAAUCAGUAACUCAAGUUUCUCCCCAUUGGAGUGGACAUCAAUUUCUUGGGCUGGAGGACUCAUAUUUUCAGCACCAAUUCUUGGAAUCCUCUCAAUCCUACUCGAUUAUGGCCAUAACCAGCAACUCAUAGCUGGUGUAGCAAUCGCCGUUGGAGCCAUCUUCUGCCUCCCUGCCGGAUUUGUCCAAAAAUCAUGGAUCUUUCCGCCGUAUGUUGCUGCCAUAGUUGUCGCCAACACAAUCGGUGCAGCCGCCCACGCCCGCCACCUCGGUCUCAUGAUCCGGGGACACAUUGGCUUGACCAUCAGGAAAAGCCAAUUCCCAGAUAGAAAAACCUUUGCUAGUUGGCUCUCACUUUAUUCCACCGCCUCCGGCUGCCUUGGAGCCGCCAUUUUAUCUUCGUUUAUGUACUACAUGCUCCGAAAAUCCGAUCAUUUCACUGCCUUAUGGGUGGUUUCCAUUUUCAGUGGCCUAACAUGGGGAUUGGGGAUGGCUCAUAUCUUCAGUACAAAUAGAUUCACAUCAAGUUCAACCACUUCAUCAUCCUCAAAUUCUAUACCAAAAACCCAUGUCAUAUCAAUAUUCAAGUACCCUCAUGCCGCCGGAAGUCUUGUUGGAGUUUUUCUUUCAUCUUUCACAACAAUGUGCAUUUUCGCUGCCGGUGUACUCUACGCAACAGGCUACCUUUGUGUAAAACCAGUAACUUUAUUAUAUCUGUGGCUGACAUAUUUCAUGUUCCCUUUGGUUUCUCUUCCAUUGGCUCAUCCAUUGCAGCAGCUUAUACAAGCAGACGCCGUGAAAAUGCAGCUUCUAGGGUUUUCACUGUCGAUACUUACUUCUGGAUUUGGAUUUUAUUAUAGACAAGACAAUUGGCAUAAACACCAUUUGCUUGUUUUCACUGGAAUCCAUAGCACUGCCACAGGUUUGCUACAUGCAUUUGGAAGGGUUCUUUGGUUGGACUGUUCGCCCGCAGGGAAAGAAGGCGCAUUUUCUGUGUGGUUUUCAUGGGUGAGAGCGCUUGGGACCUGCGCUGGAUUUGCACUGGCGACGGCGUUGCCGGGAAACAUUGGAAAAGCAUUUGGAACUGCAUUUUGUGCCGGAAUUGUUGGGAUGGUAAUUCUCAUAUUUGGGAAUAUUAGUAGCUUCGGAGGAGCCAAAGCUGCUGGCCAUGUAAUAAAAAGUGAGAAGGCUUCGCCAGUGCAUGGAUUGGAUAAUGGUGGCGCCGCCGAUGUUGAUGUGAAGGCUGCACCGGGGACGGUGGAUGUUUGA
Molecule: messenger RNA, 1632 nt
Organism: Fraxinus pennsylvanica
Lineage: Eukaryota; Viridiplantae; Streptophyta; Magnoliopsida; Lamiales; Oleaceae
Source: the annotation of a GenBank genome assembly